UUCCCCCCCCCCCGCAAACGAGCACCCCACGCAUACCCCCAGUGCCUGGGACGAGCCUUCUGCCAGGUCUACCCACCUUUAGUGGGGGGGAGCGGGGGGGCGGGGAGCAUGCAUGGCAGGGAGUGAAAGUCUUUGCUUCCCCUGUGCAAUCUUCCCUCCCUAACAUGCCAGCUCCCCUCCUAUCCUGACCACGGAGCCCUCCGCCACCCCCUUUUCUCAACUGCAGCUGCCUGGUCAGCACAACCUCUUGCGACCAUUCUGAGCCCCAACUUUGCAAUAAGAUGGUAAAAAAUGGAAAUCCGGAAAGCUGCGAAAGAUUUUUUUUCUUUUUUCAGUGCAAUGAAUGGGGAGUAGUUCUUUGAGCACCCUUUUAUUCACCUCUUUCCUCUGGGCUGCCUGCCUGCCUUCCCCUCCCCCCCAACCUGGAUGCCUGUCUGCUUGGAAAAGGCGCGAUUGCUUCUCUUCCUCUUCUGCCCAAGACCAAGCGCUAAGGUCUCACAUUCUUUUUAGCCACACACGUACCCACACUCAUACCCACACUAAGUCUUCUUGAUGUUCUUGCAUUUCCCAAUUCCUCUGGACAGUUCUUGCCCUAACCCCAUUUCUCAGACAAAGGCUUAGGAGGGGAAAAACCAAACUGUUUCCUGUGUUUGCCAUUUUAAUGCUGUCCAUCCCCACACACCCAGUUCCUUUCCCUGAUGCUUCUUAUGCCAGUGUCUUGAACCUUCAAAAUGGGGGGGGGGGAAUCUUCCAGCUUGAUACAGUUUCUUUAUAAAUCUGCAUUGUUGCUUCUGGUUUAUGGCCAUGAAGAAAAUACCAGCCCCCACCCAAAAUGCACCGCAGCCAAGUCGGCUAAAGGCAGUGAGUGUUGGAGUCAGUAGGGGGCGCAUUCCCUGUACUGGGUAAGGCUGCAGAGGGGGGAAGGGCCCCAGAGCUAGAACAGGAUGUGCUUCACAGCGCCUUCUACAGACCAUGGGAAAAUGGACCCAGCAAGACACUCACACUCCUAGUUGGUGAGCUGACAGCAACAUGGUGAAGGAUCAAGUGAGUCAAGAGCAGUGAUUUUAUUUCUCUUAAAGAAUCUACCUUGCAUUUUAGAGUCUAAGGGUCAAAACUGUUGACCCUUAGACAAUCCACGUUUGUUCUUGACGAAUCACCUUGGCACAUCCUUGGUACACAGAUUUUCCCUUCUCUCUGAAAUUCUUCCAACUUAAGCUUUGAAUGUGUUACUAUAUCUUUCCAAGGUCAGAUGGUAAAAGGGGAGGUUUAAAACCUGAGAGUAAAGGGCUUGGGGUAUUGCUGAUUACAUCCCUCUUCAUGGCCCCAAUCUUUUCAACUCUUUGAGAGUUAGGAGUCCUUCUUGAGGGAUGUUAGAUUUUAGUGGGGUAGUAAUUUGCAUAAGCAUGUAGAUGAGUGUCAUGAUUUGCAAAGACUUGUUGGUAAACAUCAAGCCCAUGUUGAGUUCUUUGUUGCCAAACUCAACAGGGUUGAUUGUAAAAUUUCCUUUCUUGCCUACUUUGGACUUGUAAUUGCCAUUUAUUAUCUCAGCAGCCAACCACCUUUGCAAAAUUGUUGACACCAGUCUUCUGUGAGCACCCAACUUUUUAGGGUGUGUUGAUUUCUAUAGAUUUUACUCCUCUUGUUAUUUCCAUAGGUGUGAGAUGCACAAUGCGAAACCUAGGCCCCAGCUUUUGCACCAUGAUGCACAGGGUUGUACUUUUUGUACUGAACUGAUAGGUGGCCUAGUGGUUAUGCCCUGUACUACCAUUUUGAGGAUCUGGACUCCGUUCCUGCCUUGCUCUUUGGACCACAUUGUCAAUUCACACCGAAACUAUGUUCCAACUUCCUGUCAACAAUCUUGGCAGUUUAAGAAAAGCCCGGAAAACUGUGAAAAAAAUACUUAGUGACAUUGGGUUGGAAUACUGUAAAGAACACAUAGAAGACUUUAAACAGUUCGAACCUAAUGACUUUUAUUUGAAAAACACUACAUGGGAGGAUGUAGGACUGUGGGACCCUUCACUCACGAAAAACCAGGACUAUCGGACAAAACCUUUUUGCUGCAGCGCUUGCCCAUUUUCUUCAAAAUUUUUCUCUGCCUACAAAAGUCAUUUCCGGAAUGUCCAUAGUGAAGACUUUGAAAAUAGGAUUCUCCUUAAUUGCCCCUACUGUACCUUCAAUGCAGACAAAAAGACUUUGGAAACACACAUUAAAAUAUUUCAUGCUCCAAACGCCAGCGCACCAAGUAGCAGCCUCAGCACUUUCAAAGAUAAAAGCAAAAACGAUGGCCUUAAACCUAAGCAGGCUGACAGUGUAGAGCAAGCUGUUUAUUACUGUAAGAAGUGCACUUACCGAGAUCCUCUUUAUGAAAUAGUUAGGAAGCACAUUUACAGGGAACAUUUUCAGCAUGUGGCAGCACCUUACAUAGCAAAGGCAGGUGAAAAAUCACUCAAUGGUGCAGUCCCCUUAGGCUCAAACGCCCGGGAAGAAAGUAGUAUUCACUGCAAGCGAUGCCUUUUCAUGCCAAAGUCCUACGAAGCUUUGGUACAGCAUGUCAUUGAAGACCAUGAACGCAUAGGCUAUCAGGUCACUGCCAUGAUUGGGCACACAAAUGUGGUGGUCCCCCGAUCCAAACCUUUGAUGCUGAUUGCUCCCAAACCUCAAGAGAAGAAGGGCCUGGGACUCCAAUCAAGAAUUGGUUCCCUCGCUUCUGGAAACGUCCGAUCUUUGCCAUCCCAGCAGAUGGUGAAUAGACUCUCAAUACCAAAGCCUAACCUAAAUUCCACAGGAGUCAACAUGAUGUCCAAUGUUCAUCUCCAGCAGAACAACUAUGGAGUCAAAUCAGUGGGCCAGGGCUAUGGCGUUGGUCAGUCAAUGAGACUGGGUCUGGGUGGCAAUGCACCCGUUUCCAUCCCUCAGCAAUCUCAGUCAGUGAAGCAGUUACUUCCAAGUGGAAAUGGAAGAUCUUAUGGGCUUGGGUCAGAGCAGAGGACCCAGGCACCAGCAAGAUACUCACUGCAGUCUGCAAACGCCUCUUCUCUCUCAUCAGGCCCGUUAAAGGCUCCUGCCCUCGCCCAGUCACAGGCAUCCAGAGUAUUAGGUCAGUCCAGUUCCAAACCUACCGCAGCUGCCACUGGCCCUCCCCCGCCCAAUACGUCCUCAACUCAGAAGUGGAAGAUAUGUACAAUCUGCAAUGAGCUUUUUCCUGAGAAUGUCUAUAGUGUGCACUUCGAGAAAGAACAUAAAGCUGAGAAAGUCCCGGCAGUAGCCAACUACAUUAUGAAAAUACACAAUUUCACUAGCAAAUGCCUCUAUUGCAAUCGCUAUUUGCCCACAGAUACUCUGCUCAACCAUAUGUUAAUUCAUGGUCUGUCUUGUCCAUAUUGCCGUUCAACUUUCAAUGACGUGGAAAAGAUGGCGGCACACAUGCGGAUGGUUCACAUUGACGAAGAGAUGGGACCUAAAACAGAUUCCACGCUGAGUUUUGAUUUGACAUUGCAGCAGGGUAGUCACACUAACAUCCAUCUCCUGGUAACCACAUACAACCUGAGAGAUGCCCCCGCUGAGUCUGUUGCUUACCAUGCCCAAAACAACCCUCCAGUCCCUCCAAAGCCACAGCCAAAAGUUCAGGAAAAGGCAGAUAUCCCUGUUAAAAGUUCACCUCAAGCUGCAGUGCCCUAUAAAAAAGAUGUCGGGAAAACCCUUUGCCCUCUUUGCUUUUCAAUCCUCAAAGGACCCAUAUCCGAUGCACUUGCACAUCACUUACGAGAAAGACACCAAGUGAUUCAGACCGUUCACCCGGUGGAGAAGAAGCUCACCUACAAAUGCAUCCACUGCCUUGGUGUGUAUACCAGCAACAUGACCGCCUCGACUAUCACUCUGCAUCUAGUCCACUGCAGGGGUGUUGGAAAGACCCAGAAUGGCCAAGACAAGACAAAUGCACCCUCUCGGCUCAACCAGUCACCAGGCCUGGCACCUGUGAAGCGCACUUACGAGCAGAUGGAAUUUCCCUUGGUAAAAAAGCGAAAAUUAGAUGAUGAUAGCGAUUCACCCAGCUUCUUUGAGGAGAAGCCUGAGGAACCUGUUGUUUUAGCUUUAGACCCCAAGGGUCAUGAAGAUGAUUCCUAUGAAGCCAGGAAAAGCUUCCUAACAAAAUAUUUCAACAAACAGCCCUAUCCCACCAGGAGAGAAAUUGAGAAGCUGGCAGCCAGUUUGUGGUUGUGGAAGAGUGACAUUGCUUCCCAUUUUAGUAACAAGAGAAAGAAGUGUGUCCGAGACUGUGAGAAGUAUAAGCCUGGUGUGCUGCUGGGCUUCAACAUGAAAGAAUUAAACAAAGUUAAGCAUGAGAUGGAUUUUGAUGCUGAGUGGCUAUUUGAAAAUCAUGAUGAAAAGGAUUCCAGAGUCAAUGCUAGUAAAACUGCUGACAAAAAACUCAACCUUGGGAAGGAAGAUGACAGUUCCUCAGACAGUUUUGAAAAUUUAGAAGAAGAAUCCAAUGAAAGUGACAGUCCUUUUGACCCUGUUUUUGAAGUUGAGCCUAAAAUUCCCAAUGAUAACCCAGAGGAACAUAUACCGAAGGUAAUUUCCGAGGAUGCUUUAGAAUCUGAGGAAAAGCUAGACCAAAAAGAGGAGGAUGGUUCAAAGUAUGAAACUAUUCAUUUGACUGAGGAACCAACCAAACUGAUGCAUGAUGCCUCUGACAGUGAGGUUGACCAAGACGAUGUUGUUGAGUGGAAAGACGGUGCUUCUCCAUCUGAGAGCGGCCCUGGUUCCCAGCAGGUGUCGGACUUUGAGGACAACACAUGUGAGAUGAAAACAGGAACCUGGUCUGAUGAGUCUUCCCAGAGUGAAGAUGCAAGGAGCAGUAAGCCAGCUGCCAAAAAAAAGGCUACCAUGCAAGGUGACAGAGAGCAGUUGAAAUGGAAGAAUAGUUCCUAUGGAAAAGUAGAAGGAUUUUGGUCCAAGGACCAGUCACAGUGGAAGAAUGCAACUGAAAAUGAUGAGCGCUUAUCCAACCCACAGAUUGAGUGGCAGAAUAGCACAAUUGACAGUGAGGAUGGGGAGCAGUUUGACAACAUGACUGAUGGAGUAGCUGAGCCGAUGCAUGGGAGCUUAACCGGGGUUAAACUGAGCAGCCAACAGGCCUGAGUGCCAGGUUCUCUGGCAUUGGUGACAGAUGCUGCAGCCUGGAACUCCCUUCUCCUUUGAGUAUGACUGCAAAGCUAUGUUCUAACUGGUACUGCCUUUUGAGGGCUGGGUCAUCAGGCCGUGGGGACAUGUGGCCACUGCAGUCCCAAUGGUUAUUUCUGAGUCUCUGACACAUGAUUGGCUGAUCUUGCUUUAGAACGUCCUGUGACAGACACAGUAACUAAAUGUGAAAAACCAAUAAGCUGGUGGCUCACGAACGCACACGAGGAAAAGCAGAGGUUUAUUUUAUCUGCCUUCUCAACGUUUCUUUCCCUCUGUAAAGUGUUUGAUUGGAUGUCCUUAAGACGCGUUCUCCUGAUUCACAUGGUAGUGUAGGGCCAGCAUACAAGCUACCAGUCCCAUGUGUAUAGUAGACUUUGGGGAAGUCGAUUUUUUUUCCAUGUAUUCAUUCUGAAUAGUUGAAAUGUAUAUUUGUACAGUCUUUUAGCCCUAUUCAAGUGAUGCUUAUGAUACUGUUACUGUGUACCCAUCAUAGGUUUCUUUUUUAGUGUUACCCUUGCUGUGUAAUAAGCGCUGUAUCUAGUUGACCUAGCAAAAGCCUGAAACUACGCUAGUGUGGACUUCGGGACAGACCUUAGUUUUUGCACAUAACCUUGUACAAUCUCGCCACAGAGGCCAGCCACAUAAGAUAUAUAUCUGGACUCUCUUGUAUUAUAGAAUUUUUCUUGUUUCUGAAUAUCCUUGACAUUACAGCUGACAAAAACAAAAACUGGUAUUUCAGAGGUUUUCUGAAAUCUUUUAAGCUAAAAUCACAUGCAAGAAUUGACUUUGCAGCUACUAAUUUUGACACCUUUUAGAUCUGUAUGAAAGUGUGUUGUGUUGAAGCAGCCAACCAAUGAGGGCUGCCUUUUGGAUAUUUAGUUUUAUCUUUAGUUAAACACCACCCUGGUGUAUUCAUUUAUACCAUCUAAUAUAUGACACACUGUUGUAGUAUGUAUAAUUUUGUGAUCUUUAUUUCCCUUUGUAUUCAUUUUAAGCAUCUAAAUAAAUUGCUGUAUUGUGCUUAAUGUAAAUAUUUGCUUUAUUACACAUUACAAUCCUGUGUGUCCAUUAUGUCUUGUGCCAGCAUGGAGAUGGACGCCACAGCCACUGAGGAAACAUGUGGAAGACCAAGAUCUGCCCCUGGCAGAAAGAAUGCUUUCUCUCAAGGCACCUGUUACAAGUUCUUUGGUUUGGUUUUGUCUUUUUCCUUUUUAACUGCUAAAAUAAACAUCCUUGAGUGUUUUCAGUUCCCCUUUGUUAAAGAGCAGAGCCUGCUUAUCUGUGUAAAUGUCUCUGAUAAAAGGAUGUAAGCGUAAAUUAGCAUUAACUUGCAAGCAGAACCUUCAUGCCCUGGUGUUCGUUCUUCUAAAUGAAGUGAAUGUUAGUUUCCACCUUAUAAUGGGAACAAUUGUACUCAACAGGCAACCAUUCUGCUUUUGUUAUAACUUUGGACCAUCUUGCUACUGAGGAAAAGGCUUUGGAGAUCACACACUCUGGAGGGCUGUCAAGGUGCAGGGAGCUGGUGUGGUGUGUGUGCUCUUCAUAGAGUCUCAAAAGCAACCCAUACUAAGGAACAAAUUUGUAAGGCAACAUGAGGCCAACAUUAUUUGGCAAUUAUAACAAUCCAUGCAGAGGCUGGUCAGUCACCCUGUAGGGGCGUUGGCCUACAGAGUUAUGAAGUGGCUAGUGUCCAUAACUUCUGCGACUUUCCAGAAGAUUGAAGAUCUUGUUAAUGCUUUUGUUACCUGAGAUUAGACACCACCCCAGCAAAUGUUAAGUCUCACCUUGCAAAGCGAAUACAGGAGAAAGCACAGUAAUGAUAGGGUGUUUGGGGCUGGCAUGGAGCUAUUUUAAAUCCAUUGUACAUGUAGGUUAUAAAUUCUUUGGACACCAAGCUAACAUUUGGGACAGUAUGUCCCAAAUUAAGCUACAGAUGACCAAAUCAAAAAACUGGCUUUGAGAAACUCCGUUUCUCUUACAUGAGGAUAGUAAUACCAGCUGAAUUGAAGCUGUCUCACAUUUGUUUUGAAAUUACUCUUCCUAAUUAACAACAGGUGAGAAGAAUUUGGCCUGGGUGGAGAAGUUAGUCCCUCAUGGAGUACUAAAGAGACGUGUGCAAAAUGGGGGGUGGGGAAAGGUAUUCCGGAUUGGAUAGUUGAGCGAAGAGAGUCUAUGUCCCUUGCUAAGGUGGUGGGAGUGGGCCCUGUUGGCAUGCAGAAGAGUUUAGCCACCUAGGAAUUGGGAAUGAAGAUUUCCAACUAGAAAUGUUGAAGCCCUGAAAGUGUCUCAAUAAAAGCCAUUUUAAAAGAA
This is a messenger RNA of Phacochoerus africanus (Common warthog), 7497 nucleotides long. It is a transcript of the gene ADNP, whose product is annotated as activity dependent neuroprotector homeobox. NCBI's taxonomy places the organism in Eukaryota, Metazoa, Chordata, Mammalia, Artiodactyla, Suidae. Bases 1834 to 5145 code for a protein of 1103 amino acids. The transcript is spliced from 4 exons. The record is from RefSeq and is a predicted model, not a curated record. Gene Ontology annotation, cellular component: nucleus. Gene Ontology annotation, biological process: regulation of gene expression. Gene Ontology annotation, molecular function: DNA binding.